UCAAAAGCGACGAGGGGGGAGACGGGCAGUGAGAAGAGAGCACAGGAGAAGAGGCAGAUAAAAGUGUGCUGAGAGCUCAGAAGUGUCCUGUCACCUCGACACGAUGGUCUGUCUACCGGGAUUCAUCUGGGUCUUCCUGAGCGCUCUCCUGCACCCUGUGGCACCCUGGGGCGCACAACGACGGGACCGACCGAAGCAGUGCGACACACCAAAGUCGCAAAGUGACAUGAACUCUUUCUUGUGGACAGUAAAGCGUGCGCCUCCUCACCCCCCUUCCUACCUUUUUGGUACCAUCCACGUGCCCUACACUCGGGUCUGGGACUUCAUCCCCAACAGCUCCAAGCAGGCUUUCCACAAUAGCCACAAUGUUUUCUUUGAGUUAGACCUGACUGACCCUCUGACCAUCUCAAAGCUUACCAGCUGCCAGCUACUGCCCCAUGGGGAGAACCUGCAGACCUUGCUACCUCGAGACCUGUACCGCCGCCUCAAACGCCACCUGGACUAUGUUAAACACAUGAUGCCUUACUGGAUGACAGCUGAUCAGCGUGGCCGUGGCCUCUAUGCUGACUACCUAUUCAACGCCAUUGCGGGGAACUGGGAAAGGAAGAGGCCCGUCUGGGUGAUGCUGAUGGUGAACUCGCUAACAGAGUGGGACGUUCGAUCCAGGGGGACGCCAGUGCUGGACUUGUUUUUGGCUCAAGAGGCUGAGAGGAUGGGAAAGACAACAGGGGCGGUGGAGCGGGUGGAGGAGCAGUGUCACCCCCUCAAUGGGCUCAACUUCUCUCAGGUGCUGUUUGCUUUGAACCAAACACUGCUGCAGCAUGAGGGCGUACGAGCAGGCAGUCUGCAGGGCUCCUACACCACUGAGGACCUCAUUACUCACUACAACUGUGGAGAUCUCAGCUCCAUUAUCUUCAACCAUGACACCUCACAGUUGCCUCACUUCAUCAAUAGUUCUCUGCCAGCUCAUGACCGCAUGACGGCCCUACAGAUUGACAGCUACUUCCGCCAGGAGCUCAUCUACAAACGCAAUGAGCGAAUGGCUCGCCGUGUGUCUGCCCUGCUGCAGAGAAAUCCAAACCAGACUUACUUCUUUGCCUUUGGUGCAGGUCAUUUCCUGGGAAACCGCAGUGUGCUGGACAUCCUCAGGCAGGAGGGAUACGAGAUCGUACACACUGCUUCUGAUCACCAGGAGCCUGUUGCAGAGAAUAAACCACAUGAAGAUCCUGCAGUACUGUCCAGUGAAGAGAGCACUGACAUGAGCACUGUAUCUCCAACCAACUGGCAGACCAGUCCAGCAGAGAUGGAGCUGGAAGAACCAGAUGACGCCCCUGGCUUCGGAGAUGAGGUGCUGCCUCACAUGCUGCUCCCUGACAGCCUGAGCCAGCUAGAGGAGUUUGGACGACACAAACGGCCUCGCAAAGUUAACCGCGGUCACGGGAGACCCCGCCUCUUCAGUGACCUGUGGGUUCGCAUUGGAGAUGGCACCACCGCACCACCGAAUGUGAGGAUAAUUAACGGUUAUGUGACAGUGUCACCUCCACUGACUGGCCAAGAGCAGCACAGAAGGAUGGACAUCUACACCACAGAGAAACAUCCGAGUCCAACUUCCUCCACUCCACAUAAUCCCAGCUCAGCCCAGCCAUCCUCAGUCCAUAGCACACUUACACUGUCAUGUAUUUUAGCCUGGCUGUUAUCACACAUGCUGUUCACGUCCUGACCACAAGACUCACACAGACAGACACUCAGACACUACAGCAUCCAUGGUCCAUUCCAGAGCAUUGGAAUGUACCCGAUAAACAAGGAAUGACCACCAGCACA
Scomber japonicus (chub mackerel) is the source of this 1821-nucleotide messenger RNA. It is a transcript of the gene trabd2b, whose product is annotated as TraB domain containing 2B. Lineage: Eukaryota; Metazoa; Chordata; Actinopteri; Scombriformes; Scombridae. The record is from RefSeq and is a predicted model, not a curated record. Gene Ontology annotation, molecular function: Wnt-protein binding; metalloendopeptidase activity. Gene Ontology annotation, cellular component: organelle membrane. The transcript is spliced from 7 exons. The coding region runs from base 104 to 1720 and encodes 538 amino acids. Gene Ontology annotation, biological process: negative regulation of Wnt signaling pathway.